CAAAGGCUCGUGCACGAGCUGAACACUGCCUUCAUCAUGAUCGAACUUUACGACAGGUCUACGCACUUGUUUAUCUGCGUGGUCACCAUCCUUCCAUUCGCGUUUUGUACGCUGUUCGUGCGCUGCUAUGUCCGCUGGACUAGCCGUACGUGGGGCGUGGACGAUUGGUGCAUGCUCUUCUCAGCCCCUUUUUUCGCAUGGCUAUCGGCGUCGUGUAUCAGUGCAGCAAUACAUGGCAUCGGGGCGCAUGUCCAGAAUUUCCAUGGCGGCCUCGAGGGCCAGAAGGCUGCACUCCAGGACUUUUUCAUGUUUGAGGUGUCGUAUUGCCUUGCGAUGCUGCUGGCCAAACCCAGCAUUGCUCUUAUGCUAGUCCGAAUCGCGGAGAGCAAGCGCCUGUAUGUGUGGAUUCUGCGCAGCGUUAUGGCGCUGCAGUCGAUCACAUUGCUUGUCGUAUUGAUUUAUCUCUUCGCCAUGUGCAAGCCCAUCAGCUAUGCCUGGGACAAGAGCAUUCCUGACGGCCACUGCGCCUCCAGCGAAAUCAUCACCGUCUUCAGCUAUGUCGUUGCAGGUGUCAACGUGGCUUUCGACUUGACCUGCGCAUUAUUGCCUAUCCCGCUGCUGUGGAACAUUCAGCUCAACCGCAACACCCGCGUGGCAUCCUGCAUCCUUCUCGGCUUCGGAAUCUUCGCCAGCGUGUGCGUUCUCGUCCGCCUCAAGUACAACAUCGGCCUCUCGGCCACCGAAGACUUCUUCUACAACAUCUGUCCCAUCUUAACCUACUGCUACGCCGAAGCGGGCAUCGGCAUGGUCGCCGCCAACGGAAGCGUAAGACGCCCCUACUUGUCACUCUGCCACCAACAAAACCAACAGACGAGCUAA
Messenger RNA from Aplosporella prunicola CBS 121167, 879 nucleotides. RefSeq lists its product as uncharacterized. Bases 37 to 879 code for a protein of 280 amino acids. The transcript is spliced from 2 exons. The record is from RefSeq and is a predicted model, not a curated record. NCBI's taxonomy places the organism in Eukaryota, Fungi, Ascomycota, Dothideomycetes, Botryosphaeriales, Aplosporellaceae.